AUGGAUGACGAAAUAUAUCUUGGGACUCAACAUUUAGCUGCAAUUAAUCUGGUUUGUUUAGUGGUUGCUCUUAUUAUACAUCGUAGGAGAUGUAAUAGAAAAUGUUUAAUUGACCCGGAGAUGAUGUUACAUAAUAAAAAAGUACGACAGGAGAUUUUGCACAAUCUCACCACAAGUGGAAAAUGUCGUAAACUUAUCCGAAUGAGUGAGAAUGCUUUCAUGAUAUUGUGUCAAAAGUUGAAGAGCGAAUGUGGUCUUCAAGCAACUCAACGUAUGUGUGUAGAGGAACAAGUUGUUACAUUUUUACAUAUAGUAGGCCAUGAUUUGAGAACUAGCCAUGUCUCUUGGUUAUAUCGUCGAUCAGAAUCAGCUACAAAUACACAUUUUCAUAGAGUUUUGAAUGCAAUAUUAUCACUAGAAGAUCAGUAUAUUCAACAACCUACUGGUGAUAUAGUUCCAAAAGAGAUUCAAGAAAAAAAGAGAUUUUAUCCAUUUUCCAAGGAUUGUAUUGGGGCAAUUGAUGGUACACAUAUUCGUGUGAAAGUGGCCAAUAAAGAUGCGGCUAGAUAUCGUGGUCGUAAGGGAUAUCCGACGAUUAAUGUGUUGUGCACGUGUACGUUUGAUUUAAAGUUCACAUAUGUUUUAAGUGGUUGGGAAGGGACAGCUUCUGACUCGAGAAUAAUUAAGGAUGCACUUACUAGAGAUGAUAAGUUAGUUAUUCCUAACGGUAAGUUCUAUUUGGUUGAUGGUGGUUUCCCUCAUAAAAGCACCCUCGUAGCACCUUAUAGAGGUGUUAGAUAUCAUUUGAAGGAGUAUUCUUCUCGUGGUCCUCGGAAUAAACGUGAGCUGUUUAACCUUCGUCAUGCCUCGUUACGGAACUCCAUCGAACGCGCAUUUGGUGUUUUGAAGAAAAGAUUUGCUAUACUUAGAUGUUCAGAGCCUUUUUACUCGCCUGAGAUACAAUCUGACAUAUUUUUGGCAUGCUGUAUUUUACACAACUUUUUACAAGAAGUUGAUCGUAACCAAGAACUUGAAGAUAAAGUGGCACGCAAGAUAUUAAGUGCAACACAAGACCUGGAACCUUAUGCUCCAAGAGAAAUAGAUGACAGUGGAGACCAACUAAGAAGUUCAAUUGCAAAUGAAAUGUGGAAUGAAUAUUUGUUGGACCCAAACAACGAAAUUAAUAUGUCUAUCUAG
Erigeron canadensis is the source of this 1197-nucleotide messenger RNA. Its product is annotated as putative nuclease HARBI1. The record is from RefSeq and is a predicted model, not a curated record. The transcript is spliced from 2 exons. Bases 1 to 1197 code for a protein of 398 amino acids. Lineage: Eukaryota; Viridiplantae; Streptophyta; Magnoliopsida; Asterales; Asteraceae.